Messenger RNA from Xenopus laevis (African clawed frog), 5999 nucleotides. Its product is annotated as pro-neuregulin-1, membrane-bound isoform-like. The transcript has 11 exons. Lineage: Eukaryota; Metazoa; Chordata; Amphibia; Anura; Pipidae. Bases 717 to 3494 code for a protein of 925 amino acids. The record is from RefSeq and is a predicted model, not a curated record.
CUCGUCUGCUGUUGAGGAAAGAAAGUCUCGUGAUAUUAUAGCACGUAGGAUGGGGGAGAGAUUAAAAGGCACAAGACUAGUGACAUUUACUGAAAUAUUGGUGAAAAUGGAAAGUGAAAGCCUGGUUGGAAACAGUAUUGACAGCACACAUGGCUUUAGGGAGCGAUGAUCAGGACGCAACUCCUCCUCCUCCUGGCUUGUCUGUGUGUGUGCGUGUGUGUGUGUACGUUUGUGUGUCGCUGCCUCUCACAGUCUGUAGCAGCAGCCGCAGCACAUCCCUUCACUUCACACAGGAGGUUUGGUCUUGUUAAACCAUUCAGCAAUAGGAUCUUCUCAUCCUCCUCCUCCAUGCAGAAUCGCCAGUAUUUGGCCACAGCAUUGCCUUCUUUAAAAACCAACAAUUGAUUAUUCUUCAUUUUGUUUUCCUCUUGCCUUUUGGAAAUAGGCUAUACCCUAAUUCUCCCCCCUCCCUUGCUCUUCUCAUCAUCAUCACCUCAGGUCUACUGGGUCCUGCAAAACCUCCGCCCCAUCAACCUCUUGUUGCUGCGCCAACAAAUAACCUCCACUACCCCCUCCCUAAAAAAAGAGAAACCCCUUUACCCAGUGAUACCUAUUGCUACACUAACAAGAAGCCCACCACGGGGGUGGGGGGAAAGAGGGAUCCAGGGGGCCGCAAGCUGAGAGAAGAGGGGAGCCAGCCGGACAGUCAGCUUACCAUGAGAUUGCAAUACACAUCUUGUUCUUCCUCCUCUACGUCUCUAGCUGCUGGAUUUAGCCCUUGUUUGCUGCCUGGCCCGGGCUCUGCUCUUGCAGGUGGUGGCUGCUCUUACUGUUGGGGUUGUUGCUACGGAGCUCUCCUGUUUUUCCUGUGGACCUCGGCUGCAGUGACUGCUUCCUCCUCUUCCUCCUCGUCUUCUACUGCUGGAGGUGCAGGUGCUACUGCUGCAGUAACCGGUGCUCCUGGUAAUGCUGUUGGUGCUUCUGGUGCUGCAGCAGCAGCAGCUUCUCAUUCGGCGACUCCUCCUCUCCCUGCUGCAGUGGUAGCUGGUGGGGCGCUUGUGGCUGCUCUUGCAGCAGGUGCCGGUGGCAGGGUGCUUCCUUUCGGCGCAGCUGCACCUGGGUGCUACUCUUCCCCCACUGUUGGUUCUGUGCAGGAGCUGGCCCAGCGCUCCAAGGUAGUGAUCGAAGGCAAAGUGCAGCAACAGCAAGGAGCAGAAGAGCGCAGGAAGAAGGGGAUACAGGAGCUGGAGUCUGUUACAUCCCACAGGGGAAGAGGACAUCUGGCCAGAGAGCAGGUGAAAGGAGAAACAGACAAGGAAUUGCCUUCAUCGGUGGUGAGCACCACAUUCAGGGAAGAACAAGUCCCUGCAACAAGCUGGAUAACACCAUUUUCAGCCACUGCCACUACUACAAUUGCAACAGUCCCUACUGGUGCUGCUUCUGACUUUGUUACAAUCGCCAGUCCGACAAAGUCUGCCGUCUCAAGUGGCCCUGAAUCUUACUUGGUUAAAGUGCACCAGGUGUGGGCUGUAAAAACAGGCAGUUUGGCCAAGGACUCCCUUAUAACAGUGUUGGGAUAUUUCGCUUCCAGUUGCCUGAAGCUGAAGGAGGACAGCAGGUACAUAUUCUUCAUGGAUCCCACCAACAGCAGUUCUGUCUUCAGAACCACCUUUCCACCCCUAGAGACUGGCAGGAACCUGAAGAAGGAUGUUGGCAGGGUGCUCUGCAGGGGAUGUGCUGCAUCUCCAAAACUAAAAGAAAUCAAGACUCAGAGUGUACAAGAGGGAAAAAAGCUGGUGCUGAAGUGUCAAGCAGUUUCUGAACAACCAUCUUUGAAAUUUAGAUGGUUUAAAGGAGAAAAAGAAAUUGGAGCAAAAAACAAGCCAGACAGCAAGCCUGAGCACAUUAAAAUAAGGGGGAAAAAAAAGUCUUCAGAACUCCAAAUUAGCAAAGCUUCCAGUGCAGAUAAUGGUGAAUACAAAUGUAUGGUGUCAAACCAGCUUGGAAAUGACACCGUGACCGUCAAUGUCACCAUAGUCCCAAGUGACACCACAGCUGGGCCAGGUCACCUUAUUAAGUGUUCAGACAAAGAGAAGACCUACUGUGUCAAUGGAGGAGAGUGUUAUGUACUCAACGGUAUAACAAGCAGCAACCAGUUCAUGUGCAAGUGCAAACCUGGAUUCACUGGAGCAAGAUGCACUGAAACUGAUCCAUUGAGAGUCGUAAGAUCAGAAAAGCAUCUUGGAAUUGAAUUUAUGGAAGCUGAGGAGUUGUACCAGAAAAGAGUGUUGACCAUAACCGGCAUCUGCAUUGCACUUCUUGUAGUUGGCAUCAUGUGUGUUGUGGCCUACUGCAAAACCAAAAAACAGAGAAAAAAGUUGCAUGACCGUUUAAGACAAAGCCUCCGAUCAGAAAGGAACAACAUGGUGAACAUGGCAAAUGGACCUCACCAUCCAAACCCACCUCCAGAAAAUGUCCAGCUGGUAAAUCAGUAUGUCUCAAAAAAUGUUAUAUCCAGUGAACACGUGAUUGAACGGGAAACAGAAACAUCUUUCUCUACAAGCCAUUAUACUUCGACAACACAUCACUCAACAACAGUUACACCAACACCAAGUCACAGCUGGAGUAAUGGUCAUUCAGAAAGCAUUAUAUCAGAAAGCCACUCAGUAAUAGUUACAUCGUCGGUGGAAAACAGCAGGCACACAAGCCCAACAGGGCCAAGGGGGCGUCUUAAUGGUAUUGGAGGACCUAGAGACUGUAGCUAUCUCAGGCAUGCUAGAGAUACUCCAGAUUCAUACAGAGAUUCACCACACAGUGAAAGAUAUGUUUCAGCUAUGACAACACCAGCUCGCAUGUCACCAGUAGAAUUCCAGACACCAAUUUCUCCUAAAUCACAUUUUUUGGAAAUGUCACCACCGGAAUCUAGUUUAGCUGUAUCUGUUCCAUCAGUGGCUGUAAGCCCCUUUAUAGAAGAAGAAAGACCUCUGCUUUUAGUGUCUCCACCAAGGUUACGAGACAAGAGAUAUGACUUAUAUUACCACCAUCACCACUAUAGCCAGCAGUACAAUUCCUACCAUUACAAUCCUGCCCAUGACAGCAGCAGCUUACCACCAAGUCCUUUAAGAAUAGUAGAAGAUGAGGAGUAUGAAACCACACAGGAGUAUGAACCAUCACAAGAGCCUGCAAAGAAAUUAGUCAACAGCCGAAGGGCAAAAAGAACAAAACCCAAUGGCCACAUUUCAAAUAGAUUAGAACUGGACACUGACACAAGCUCAGAGAGCAGUACAUCUGAGAGUGAGACAGAAGAUGAAAGAAUAGGCGAGGAAACACCUUUCCUGAGUAUACAGAAUCCACUGGCAGCUAGCCUAGAGUCAGCCAGUAUAUACCGACAUGCUGACAGCAGGACUAACCCACCUAGCCGAUUCUCAACACAGGAAGAGUUACAAGCAAGACUGUCCAGUGUAAUAACGAAUCAAGACCCCAUUGCUGUAUAAAACAAGACAAAGAAUGACCUGUAAAACUUUAUUUUAUAUAAUGAAGUAUUCCACCUUAACUUAAACAAUUUAUUUUAUUUUAACAGUUCCGCAAUUAGAACAGGAAACAUUUUAUAAAUUAAGUAUAUGUACAAAUGUGUUAUGUGCCAUAUGUAGCAAUUUUUUACAGUAUUUCAAACUAAGAGACAUCAAUGGUGCCUUUAUGUUAUGUUAUGUUGAUAACAAUUUUGUAUGUCCCAGUAAUUGCUGUCCCACUGUAUUUUUGCUGAACUUUUCGACUUUUCCUUUUUCUUGGCUUUCUUUGCAUUGCAUCUAUGGUGUUGACUGAAUGUGUGGUUUUCAAGAGUUGCAACUAUUCCCUAUAUUUGCUUGUUGUACUGUAGUUUCCUGAUUAGCUAUCCCUGGAAUACAGUACUUCUAAAAAAUACUGUUCUUCUGCAAUGGGUAGUCAUUUGCUUUCAGUACAGUAUAUAAAACAUAAUAUCUGCACUGCCAGACAAAAUUUUGCUUUAUGGGUAAAUUAAAUGAGUAGUUGAAGAGCAUGCUACUGUUAACUAACUACAUCAGGAUAAUGCAAAUAACUAAUAUAGAAUACAUAAUGGAAAUACACCUGCUACUGUGAAAACUGGCUUUUAUGAAAAAAUCUACAAUUGCAGGGCUGUCAAUUGUUCUAGUUAGCCUUGAAAACAGGUUCAUGUUCACUGAAGGCAUCAACCCCCCGAUAUAAUGUUUUCCAAACUGCAAUCAAAAUGUGCAUUUCAGAACACUAAAUAAUUUUACAGAACCAUAAAUUAACCUGAUAAAUUAGAGUCAUAGUAGGAGACUGGAACAUAUAUAUGAUUGGUGCAAUCACUUUGACCACUGAUCCUCUUUAACUUAGAUUUUUAAUACUUUCCAUAUCACAGGGUGUAUGUAAGAGACAAAAACAUUACAGAUGUAGCAGUUAUACCCUAUAUUAGAAAAUACAAAAAAAUAGAAAAAAACAUGAAAUGGGAAAAAAAUUAUUUUAUGUAGGUAUUCCUUCUAAAUUUUUAUAGGGGAGACGUAAAUAUUGUUUUUUUUUUUGAUUAUUGCAAAACCUUAUAAAGUCAGAAUUGGGGAUCCUAUUUUGAUAAAGAAAAUGUAUUUAUUUGAAAAGCCCUUUUACUGUAUAAUGCACGUUUGCAUUAGUUAGGCUGUCAAAGUGCAUGAGCAUCUGUUUAGGAAUGUGCAUGAAACAGUGAUUAAAUGAGACUUGGUGACUGUUAGUUUCUAUAGUUUUUGAUCCAUGCUGCAAAUAUUGUAUAUUUACACUAAGGAGGAUCAUUAUUUUGCAUUUUUAUUUUCCCAGAAUGACUAAGCAUGAAUCUACCAUUAGUGUUAUUAUAUCAGGUCCCACUACUUUGAUUCCCUGUAUCAAAGGAAACAUUCCAGAUUGAAAGACAAUUUCUCUGGAAAUUUUUGGAAGAACUCAAAAAUAUGAUUAUUUUAUAGACAGCAACAUCUGGCUCUUGGUCUUCAUACCAUUUUCACUGUGAGUCGCUGGGGAAUGAUGCUAUUCAGUUUACGUUUCCUCUGUUUGCCAACAAAACUAGAAUGCAAUCUAAUUCCAGAUAAAACACAUUUUGAAUGCUUGCUUUUUGAAAGAAUGAGACAUACUAAAAUGUCAGCAACUUUGGUGUUAGUAAGUUUUUUAGUGUCUUGCUUUGCAUAACUAACAUUUUUAAUUUCCCCCCUUUCUUUCUGUUUUUUAUGCCAUGAAAAGUAUGUUACAAUUGCAUUUGUGGGACUCUCUGCAAAACUUUUAUGGAUUAAAAAAGUCUGCUUCUUAACAAUCUGCACCUGUAGUUUUGAAGGGAAUAUCCCAUUCUAGUGCGUAGUGGCAAUUCCUGCCUCAUCAGCCACAUUGGCUUCUGUUAAUUGUACUUUAAGGAAAAUGCUGCAGAGUAUAUGGUUACAACACAAUUGGCACAUAUCACAAAAUCCAAUAUACAGUAUGUUGUUUUUUUCCCAACUGUGUGUGUAAAUACAUAUUAAUGAAUAUUUUACUUAUUCAGUUACCGUCUAUAAGAAGUUUUGUGUCAUUAGCUCUCUUCUAGUUUUUUGUGUAAAAAGUUAAAUAUAUGUUCUUAUUAUUUAUAUUUUAGCCUUUAAGCUAGGAAGAGAAAUUUCAAUUUAUGCUAAAUGUCUAUUUUUUUUAAUUUUUUUUUUAUAGUUCAACAUUUUUUCUGUUCAGAACAUAAUGUAUCUUUAUUUUCUGUUUAAAGUAAUUUAUUGUUGAGAAGAAUGUAUUGGAAAUUGGCAAAAGAAAGUCAUUUGUUGCAAGGUACUGGAAAAAACUAAAUUUAUUAUCCCAAAUACUAAGCAAUAACUAAUUAUGAUUUUUGUUCUUUUUUUCAAUUCUGAAAAGGAGCUGACGAUGCAAUAAAAUGCUGCCGUAUAUUUAACCAAGCAUUUCAUUAGAAAGUGCUGACUUGUCAGCAUAAAAUAGGUCCUACAUGAAUAUAGGUCUAGUUUUCAAAUAUU